Molecule: messenger RNA, 1013 nt
Organism: Haliotis rubra (blacklip abalone)
Lineage: Eukaryota; Metazoa; Mollusca; Gastropoda; Lepetellida; Haliotidae
Product: BTB/POZ domain-containing protein KCTD7-like
Exons: 3
Coding region: 1-804 (267 amino acids)
Biological process (GO): protein homooligomerization
Molecular function (GO): protein binding
Source: RefSeq, a predicted model, not a curated record
AUGUUGUGCCAUCAAGCCCCGUGCAGAUUCAGUGCGGCGACAGACAGGUGCUCGUUCCUGCCGUCAUCACCUCAGACAGGUGUCAAUCACUACUCGAUAAGAGACAAUGUGGUAAAACUGGGCCAGUUUCCUCCAAUCAUAUCCCUGAAUGUUGGCGGAAUGGUGUACCAGACGCGACUCUCCACGCUGCUGAAGUACUCCGACUCCAUGCUAGCGGCCAUGUUCAGUGGCCGUCACAAGGUUGACCAGGACCAAGAUGGCCAUUACUUCUUGGACACCAACGGUGCCGUGUUUGGUCACAUUCUGGAAUACCUCCGCUACGGAACAAUUCCGCCCUCCGACUCAUCCAUAGCUGUCUACAGAGAUGCCGAGUACUACGGCCUUCAGUCCAUGGUUGAAAAGCUACAGCUUCGACCAGAAAUUGCUUCAAUUAUUGUCAAAGAAUCCCAUCGAUCCCAGUUUCCAGGGUACCAAGAUGCCAAGAAUGACGUCAUCCGAGCAGCAGUUGCUAAUGCGUCAGUUAACAGAAUAGGUGAAGUGUUGAUAUGUGCUUUCAAAACAGAGUUCAAGGCCAAGGUUCAGAACUUUAAUCCCCUCCAUGGGUGUAUUGUGGAAUCAGCUCAUGUCAGUAUCGGGCCGUGGGAAGCACAAGCUGAUGAAGAAGUGUUCAUGAAAUGUCUGGAGAACGAUCUCAUGGAGGAUGGGUUUAAUGUCAAGCCGCACGAGAGUAAGCGGAAGUGUAAAUAUUACUAUGGACAAACCUGUCAGAAAUUUGUCUACAAGUUGCAAAUCAUAUUUGAUUGAUAGUUGAUUAUUUAUUCCACACAUUUUCCAGCCUGUACCUGUGUAGGUGUUUAUGCCAUUUGUAAACACAACAAUUUUCUGUAACUUGAAUCUCUUUUAACAGACACAAAAUGUGCAAACAAUAUUUGUUUUCUUUGAUUUUUAUGAUAGUUUGCCAAAGGGUUGUAGGAAAAACACAAAAUAAAGUCAAAUUUGUCCUAUUAACAGUU